CAAGUUUCUUUCUUCUUCUUUCUCUCAUCUUCUUGAUCUCGCUUCACUCCACACUUUAUAUUAAACCUUACUAUCAUAUUAUACAGAUUCAUCUCUCGCCAAGAUGAUGAACCCUUAUGAUUUUACGUGGAUCUUUGGCGUCACCAUGGUGCUGGCUUUCGCCGACGCCUUUGGUAUCGGUGCAAACGACGUCGCUAAUGCCUUUGCCACAUCAGUCUCUUCUGGAUCGCUGACGCUCCUUCAAGCCGUUAUUUGUGCCUGUUUCACUGAAUUCUUGGGUGCCCUUUUGCUCGGCAACCAAGUCUCUGAUACUAUCCGUAGCGGUAUCAUGCCUUUGGACUCAUUUGAACAGCAACCAGAAAUGCUUAUGCUUGGUAUGAUGUGCGCCCUUUUCGGUUCUGCAACCUGGGUUCUGACUGCAUCGCGCUUCGGCUGGCCCGUCAGCACGACGCAUUCCAUCGUUGGUGCUAUUAUUGGCAUGGGUAUUGCUGGUUUCGGUCCCGGUGUCGUUGACUGGUCGUUUGGUGGUGUCGGUGGUAUCAUUGCCUCGUGGUUCAUUUCACCCAUUGCUUCCGGUGUUGUCGCUGCUAUUAUCUACAUGAUUGUCAAGUAUGCCGUCCUCAAGCGAAAGAACAGUAUGAAGUGGGGUCUUUACCUUGUUCCCAUCUUCUUUUUCGUUACUACGUUUAUCGAAGCCUUUUACAUUAUUUUCAAGGGUGCGCCUGGUACUGAAGCUGCCAAGAUGGGCAUUGGUGCUCAAUUGGGUAUUGCCUUUGGUAUUGGUGGCGUCUUCCUUAUCUGGUCCUUUUUAUUCUUUGUCCCAUGGCUUCGUCGCCGUGUCGUUGAGCGGGAGCAACUUCGAUGGUACCAUAUUUUUAUCACUCCGUUCCUUUCCGCGCGUCCCAAAGCUGGAUCUCCCGAUCAAGAAGGCCAGAAUGUUUCAGAGCAUGUGUUGCCCACUGAUCAAGAUGCUGUCCUUGCCAAAGAAGAAGCCAUCAAGAAGGAGCAGCAGCAGCUGGAAAAGAGUGCUUCAGAUGCAACCGAUGAUGGUGAAUCGUCUGAUGACAAGAAUAAUAGCGGUCAACAACAGGUCAUUGAGCAUGUUGACAUUCUCGAUACACCAUUCUACUGGGGCAAGCUCUUGUCGUUCACCUACCUCAAGAAGAAGUCAGUGGCUAUCGUGCUUCAUGGUAUUCGCCAGGAUGUCCGCAACUUAAACUCGGCUCACUUGAAGGACAUCCACGCCGCUGCCGUAAAGUACGACAACAACACCGAGUACAUGUUCUCCUUCCUUCAAGUUAUCACUGCCCUCGUCUUUUCAUUUGCCCACGGUUCCAACGAUGUUGCUAAUGCUAUCGGUCCCUUAUCUGCUGUGCACACCAUCUGGACCACUGCCACUGUCGGCGAAGAGGUGCCUGUCGCCAUUUGGAUUCUCGCUUAUGGUGGUAUUGCUAUCGAUAUUGGUUUGGCUACCUUUGGCUACCGUGUCAUGCGCCGUCUUGGUAACAACAUCACUUACAUGACUCCUACCCGUGGUUUCUCGACCGAGUUGGGUGCUGCCAUCACCAUUUUAACUUUCUCUCAAGCCGGUGUUCCCGUCUCCUCCACCCACUGCGCUACUGGUGCUACCGCCGCAGUAGGUCUUUGCAAUGGUAAUAUCCGUGCUGUUAACUGGAAGAUGCUUGGUUGGUGUAUGUUUGCCUGGGUUAUGACACUCCCUAUUGCUGGUCUCAUUUCUGGUUUGGCCUUCUCGAUCGUCAUCUAUGCCCCUCACUUUGGAAUGACUAUAUAAAACCCUUACAAACCAGAAAAUACACCUCACAACUUUUCGAUUAUCCCGCCCAAAUCCCCACACACAUAUUUAUAAUCAUACUGAUAUAGUCAUAUAUUUAUUAUUUUAUGUACUUUAAACCAAUAACUUUGUAUCUUUAUUAACAAAUGUUUUAAUAUGAUAUGUAUGCUACACGUUAUGCAUAAUAUGACG
Molecule: messenger RNA, 1984 nt
Organism: Zychaea mexicana
Lineage: Eukaryota; Fungi; Mucoromycota; Mucoromycetes; Mucorales; Lichtheimiaceae
Product: phosphate transporter
Exons: 2
Coding region: 104-1792 (562 amino acids)
Biological process (GO): phosphate ion transmembrane transport
Cellular component (GO): membrane
Source: RefSeq, a predicted model, not a curated record